Molecule: messenger RNA, 7451 nt
Organism: Bufo gargarizans (Asiatic toad)
Lineage: Eukaryota; Metazoa; Chordata; Amphibia; Anura; Bufonidae
Gene: COL17A1
Product: collagen type XVII alpha 1 chain
Exons: 56
Coding region: 185-4663 (1492 amino acids)
Source: RefSeq, a predicted model, not a curated record
AUAAGAGAAAAAGGGAACAUUCUUGAAGCAUCAGUCAGCCUCAACACACCUCAGAGGACGGAUAAACAAGUGUAGGAGGGCGGACAGUUAUAAAAAGGAAAAGUUUUUGGGAGGCAGACAUUAAUUUGGGCUCAUCUGUUUCCAGAGGUUCUUUUGUCAUCAGAACACACAAGGUGACUAUGGAAUGGACAGCUUAAGUAGAAAAGGUUAUUUGGACGGAGGGGAAGUCACUGGGAGAACCUAUACGGAAACAGCAACAUCUUCAUCAAGACUCCUAUCUCUACCACCAAAGGGAGGGAACUCUAGCAGUUCGAAGCUUUCUUACCAGGCGGGAGGGGGCGGUGGUGCGGAAAAGAAGAACCUGGUACAAAGCGGAAGUAGUUACGUCACACAAACCACAGGUGGCAGCUCGAGAGUCAAUCUUAGCACUUCUGGGUCACGAUUCGCACAGUCCCCAACUUCUACCCUAUCAGUCUCACCAAACUCCACCUUUGAUAGGAAGGCCUACAAUUCCAGCUCUCGCCAAGCGGGGUAUGAAGGAAGUUCUAGUGGGAACUCAUCACCGGAAUACACCAGAAAAGAAAUGGCAUCCUCUUCAACUAGAGGUCGUACUCAGAGCAGAGAGACUGAAAUCCGCACUCGUCUCCAAAGUGCAUCACCCUCCACAAGAUGGACAGAACUUGAUGAUGUAAAGAAACUAGUGAAAGGUGGUCGCUCCACCAGCGUCAGCCCCACCAGGUCACCAACUAAUACCCUUCCCAUUCCCAAAAAAGCAACAGUGGAGACAAAGAUGAUAACUGAGAGCUCCCAGUCAGUUUCAGGGUCGUAUGACACAACCAUAAUGGAAUCGGCUCUGCCAUCCUUCAUGUGGACCUCCACACUUCCUGCAGGAUCCUCCAUGGCUGGCUAUCACAACAAUAUGGCCAACAUGGGUUAUGGGUCUUCUAUGAUGAAUGCCAAUUCCUCAGGAUCAGUAUUUGGAGUCCCAAACAACCUGGCCCCCAGCUCUCCUACCCUACAUUCAGGGAUGCAUUCCUCCUCUGCCGUAUUUGGUGUGCAAAACAAUUUGGCCCCCUUAUCCUCCCAAUUCACUGCAUCAGCUGCAGCCCCUGUUGGCAAUAUCUCAGGACAAGCCGUAAACACCUCAGGUCUUUCAGGGUAUGGAGUACAGAAGAAUGUCACACAUAACACCCAAAGCUCAGGUGCAACAAUCAGUGGUGGCACCACCUCUACAACUGUUACCACCUCUAAAACCCAAGGUGAUGACCUCCUCAGCAAAGAAUACAAGUUUCUUCUGCUGGAGAAAGAAAAGGCCCCAGCUAAGAAGGAAGGAGACAUGCUGAUCAUGUCUAAGGACAGUGGCAAGGUCUUCACAGCCACCUCUGGUGGCAGCUCAGGUUUAUAUGGUGAAGACACUCUAAAGAAAGAAAAACUAUUAACAACAAGUAUGGAAACCUCAUAUAAAUCAGAAGCCAAUGGUGGUUUGAAGGCAACAAAAGAUAAAACCACAUAUGCAGAAAUACAUCGAGUCGAUGGCUUGAAGGCUGGAUCUGAUUAUUAUGGGGAAAGUACGGAAAGUGGUACUGACAGCGUCUGUGGACCAUGUGCUUCUUGCUGUAAAUGGUGGAUGUGGGCACUUGGUCUGAUCUUGGGUCUACUUUUCCUUCUGGGAUUGCUCUUCGGACUCCUCUCUCUGUGGCAGGACGUGAAGAAUUUGAAAGAACGUGUGGACAACCUACAUGCACAGUCAAGUAUUGGUCGCUUGCAGGCAAACCCUGCAUUACUCGGCAGUCCCGAUAUGAAUUUUGGCAGCUUUUCCGACUCUUCAGGCAGUGACCAAAGAGAGGCCUUAUGGCUAUACAUCAGAGAAAAGAUGUCAUCAGAAAGAGGAACAUUUGUUGGUCAGAGAGGUGAACCUGGACCAAAAGGUGACACAGGAAUACAAGGAGAGAAAGGUGACAGAGGAUACUCAGGUCCCCAAGGAACGCCCGGUCUUAUUGGUCAUCCAGGAGCAGACGGACCUAAAGGACAGAAAGGAAGUGCAGGUGAUCCUGGUAUCGAAGGUCAACAUGGGCAAAGAGGAAGAGAUGGCACACCUGGACCUCGUGGAGAACCUGGUCCUCCUGGAUUUGGAGAAAAGGGUGACAGAGGCAUGCAAGGAGAACCAGGGUUGCCAGGAUCUGCAGGCAUUCCAGGACAAAUGGGACUUAAAGGUACAAUGGGUUCUCCAGGUUCUCAGGGUCUACCAGGAACUCCUGGUCAGCAAGGUUUUAGAGGAGAAGCUGGAGCACCAGGGCCUAAAGGUGACAAAGGAUCGAUUGGUCCACCAGGAACUAAAGGUGACACCGGUGACAAGGGAGCUCGAGGACUUACAGGAGACCCAGGACCAAGAGGAUUAUCAGGACCCACUGGAGAGCCAGGAGCUAAAGGAUCAGCAGGACCUCCUGGGCCAGAUGGACUUCAAGGUCAACGAGGUGAACAAGGUUCUACUGGACAACCAGGACAAAGAGGUCCACCAGGACCAUCAGGAGACACAGGUCUGCCAGGACUACCCGGAGCCCAAGGCCCACCAGGACCUCCCGGCAACCCAGGACGAGGAGGAGCUAAAGGUGAUGCUGGCGAUCCUGGAAGAGUCAGUACAGAUGGUAGUUCCUAUUAUGUCCCUGGACCACCAGGACCAUCAGGACCUGUGGGACCACCAGGUUCACCAGGAGUUCCAGGUCCCGUGGGUCCAUCUGGUCUACCAGGAGCACCAGGUGCCAAAGGAGCCAGAGGAGAGCCUGGAGAGUCUGCAGUUUCAUAUACAAGGGCAGAAAAUGCAUAUGCAGCACAGCAAGGGUCAGGACCCCCUGGACCACCAGGACCACCAGGACCCCCAGGAGCCUCAAUUCAAGGUCCACCAGGACAAGCAGGUGCUCAAGGUCCUCCUGGUCCUCAAGGUCCUCCUGGUCUUCAAGGUGCAGUAGGUCCAGCAGGUGAAGGUAGACAAGGACCCCCAGGCCCACCAGGGCAGGCAGUAUUUUCAUCGGCAUCAGAAACAGGUGCUGGUCUUUAUGGACUACCUGGUCCACCAGGACCGAAAGGAGACCCAGGUCAAAGAGGUUUUCCAGGUCAACCAGGACAACCAGGUGAUCCAGGUCAACCAGGAAUUCCAGGAUCGCCAGGCCGUGAUGGAGCUUCAACUGUUGGACUAGCUGGACCUCCAGGAAAUCCAGGAUCACCAGGGUUACCAGGACCACCAGGUGAAGCUGGAGUCCCAGGUGCUCCCGGUAUACCAGGAAGUUCUAGAGGCUCAACUGGUGCAAGACCUGGCCAAGGGUCACCUGGUCUACCUGGCCCACCUGGUCCUCCUGGACCUCCCGGCCUCCCUGGGCCUUCCAGUGAUGGUGGUGGUGCAGCAGAAAUUCAACAAUAUAUUGGACAAUAUCUUCAAAGUGAAAAUGUCAGAAAUUACUUGAUUGGACCUCAGGGACCACCAGGGCCACCAGGUGGACAAGAACUGGACUAUGCAGAAUUGGCCAGCCGGGUUAUGAGCUACAUAAGAGGUUCAGGAUUUACGAGAUCCGAUGGCAUAGGAACAAUCUCAGGUCCUGCCGUUACAUAUGAAGAAAUCUUAUCCAUGUUGCAGAACUCUGGGCUGACAAUCGGCCUUCCAGGACCCCCUGGUCCACCAGGACUACCAGGAUCUGCAUAUGGUGACAUAGCAGCUUUACUUCAAACAUCUGAAUUCAGAGGAGUUGUUGGCCCACCUGGACCACCAGGCCAACCCGGACGUCCAGGCCACCCUGGUUCCCCAGGACCCAUGGGACCUCCCGGACCUUCAAGCAGUAGUCUGACAAGCUUCGGUAGUGAAGACAUUGCCACCUACCUGCAAAGUACCGGAUUCAUGGUAGGCCCUCCAGGCCCACCAGGCCCACCAGGACCACAAGGGCCAGCAGGCUAUGGAGGCGGCCUGGCAUCUUAUGCUGAUGACAUGAGGAGUGAUCAGUUAAAGAGUGAGCUUAUAGAGUACCUGACAAGUGACAAUAUUCGUAGAUACAUCUCUGGACCACCAGGACCCCCUGGCCCUCCUGGUCCUCAAGGCCUAAGAGGUUCUAAAGGGGACAGUGGUGUGAUGUCUAUCAUAUCAUCAGGAUUAUCAUCAGGAUCAUCAUCAGGAUUAUCAUCAGGAUCAUCAUCAGGAUCAUCAUUAGGAUCAUCAUCAGGAUCAUCAUUAGGAUCAUCAUCAGGAUCAUCAUCAGGAUCAUCAUACUCUUCAUUAUCCUCAUCGUCAUUCUCAUUAGAUUAUGAUGAAGUUGUAUCUCGUGUGGCCGAACAUAUUCAGAACCAACGUCUCCUUGAAGAUACUGCAUAUGGAUUUCAGAGAUCUGUUAUAACUGGUCCUCAAGGGCCUCCAGGACCACCAGGACCACCCGGAAUCUGUCAAGUAUAUGCAACCCAUGCAAACAUCACCACUGAUCUCAUGGAAGUUUUCAGAGUUCACGGGACCAUUGCUGGAGCACCUGGUUUACCAGGGCAGAAGGGAGAUAGAGGAUUCCCUGGUGUCAAAGGUGACAGAGGAGCGCCGGGCUAUGUUGGACCACAAGGACCCAGGGGUCCAAAAGGAGAGAAAGGAGAACAAUUUAUUCUUGGAAAACGGAAAAGAAGAAGCCUGGGUGUCUGAUAAGAUCAUCUUAUUGCCGUUGACUCAUCAGCCCAUGUUGCUCGAUACAUUGAGAACUAUUUGCCGAAGCUAAUUGACCAUCAUCCCUUCUCUCCUGCACUGGAUUUCCAAAAAUACUACCAGAAUUGGGCACCUCUCUAUCAAGUAACUUGUCUCAGUAAUUUCCCACAUCACAGCUUCCAUUAAUCAGAAGUCUCUCGUGAAUCCGGAGGAAAAGGUCUUAUUGGUGUCACCUGUUGAAAUGAUCUUUCAAUUGCCUAUGCCAUAAAAACAUCUACUGGGCAUGAAAUUAUUUUUGUAACCGAUGACAUGCUGUAAAUAAUAUUACACGUACGAAUAGAGUGGGGAGGGGGGAGGGGCAAAACUACAGGGACCAGUGUAAUAGCAAAAGUAUCUGUCUUUGCAUUAGGAUUUUUGGAGGCCACAGAGAAAGUUUAUGACACCUUCACAGAUCAAGACUGGAAAUCCAAAACUCUAAGAUCUUUGGAUUUCCUGUAACUAAAAUUUUACUGAGUGGAGAAAUUGGACCAAAUUUGUGUAUAAUUAAUGACUCUGGCCCAUCACGCGAUCAAUCGACUCAUAUCUAGCAUUUUAUUUAUCUCUCGCCUUCUAUACAUUAGUCAUCAUUGUUUUUUUUAUUAGACCUUUUUAAGACAUUUUAUGAUAUUUUUUUUAUUUCCUGUUUUUUCUAUCAAGUACUUUAGGAAAGAAUGUGGCGGUGCGCGCAGGCUAACCGUUUUGUAUUUAUUGAUGCUAUAGGGAUGAUUGUUAAGCAACUGCUGUUACAUUGAGAGAAUUUAUGUUCUUUAUGAAACAAGGAGAUUUCUAUCCUCCAAAUUCAUGGCUAACCAUAUAUUUGCAACCUUUAAAGAAUAUAAUAUGACCUUCGUCAGUGCAGGUGAAAAAAGUGGUGGCCCACAGUAGCCAAUUAGAUUGCAGCUUGAUUUAUCCAAUGCAGGGUAGCACUUAAGAGCAGCAAUCUGAUUGGUUGCCAAUGCAAGUGAUAUACAGGAAGCACACUCAGUCCUGGGCCUUAUGCACCAAACCAAAAUUUCCAGCCAAUCUCAGAGGAUAACAUUUUUGUAUAGACCCUAAAAAGAGUGCAGCUUUUAUCCAUUAUUUUGCCCUAAAACAUGGAUGAAGAUUGGUUGCUAUAGACGGCAUGUCCAGUUUUGUUUGGUUUUAUACAAGAGGCUCAACGUACUCUUACAUUACUGCCUAUAUGUCGCGUUCCAUUCCAAGUAAUGAAAUAAAAUGGUGUAGAUCAUUUUGUCUGACUGGUUAAUAUAGAAGAAAUGACGCCAUGUUUACAGAAAUAGGACCGCGAGGUAGCCCUCAUUUUCCUGCGCUGCGCUUUAAAUACUAAUACUGUAUCAUGUUAUUCGAAUAGAUGAUGACACAUAUAGUUUGAGUUAUUGCCUGGUUCUUCAUAUGAAAGAUCGGGACACGUGGUUUGUCUAGUAACAUCCAUUGAUUUGCCCAGGGUAAUUCCACCAAAGGGUAUGGAAACAUUCAGGACAAUUUUUUUAUGAUUGCAUUUUACUCAUUUUUGGCUAAAAUAUAUAUCUUUUCAAUUGGUCUUUAUUAAAAAUGCUCAGCCGUUUUUGAGAUACAUGGGGUUAAAAAUCAGUCUGUUUGAACAUUAUCACUUCUCAGUGAAGCCUUAUCUCUGUUCUCCUGACUUCAUAAACACUCAUUUAAGCCAUAGUCUUUUUAGAGAUUAGCUAUAAUGAGUGUUUUUAAUCCCUGUAUCUCAAUAACAGCAAUUAUUUUUUUUAUGAAGACCAAUUGAAAAUAUGAUUUUUAGCUAAAAAUAAGUAAAAUGCAAUCAUAAAAAAUUGCCGUGAAGGUGUCCAUUAAGACCAGUUUCAGUGCAGUCCAUUAAAUGGCCACACUUUCAGGACCACACACUCCUUGGCUGACCCAUUCUCACUGCAUCGUAGUGAUCUGUUAUGAUGUGACUUCUAGCCUGACACAUGUCUACUGUCCUGUACGGACAGCACCUUUUGAGUACAGGGUAUCAGACUGGAAAUCAUAUAGGUCACUAUGAUGCAGUGAGUUUGGGUUAGCAGAGCUGCUGUUGGUUCGGUCACGUGGACCACACCGUAGCCAUCUGAAACCAGCCUUAGUCACACUCCUUUGGAUGGCAAGUGUUACAUGACCGAUAUAGACUUUGAACAUUUUCUUCUUCUGAGGUUCUACACCAUGCAUACGAUCCGCUGUAACCAUGACGUGGUUGGUUGAUGUGACUUUGGAUGCUGUGUCAGCAGGUGUCUGAAGUCUUCAUACACAAGCCCUGCAGGCAGCCAUAUAAUGCUACCUCCCAGCUGAGUAAUCCAGAGAGCAUUAGAAGGGUUGUCCAGAGGUGAAAAAACGUGUCUCCUCUCCUUCAAAAAGGUCCCCACUUAUCCAAAGGCUGCGUGAUAUUCUAAUAUCUCAUAUUAUAUCUCAUACUUAUAAUAGCUCAGUCCCAUGCAAUUCAAUGAGGCAAACUGCAAUACCAGACACAAGCCAUGGACAGAAUUGUGGAAAAAGCAGCCAUGUUUUUUUAAACCAAGACAAUGCCAUGGGUGUCCGGUCACAACUUGCAGAAACUUACCUUGUAAAUUGUAAUUUAAUACUUUAAUUUCGAGAUUGCUCAGUUAAGAGUGGAUACCGGUGAGAAAACGCACCCCUGAAUGACCGCAGUACUCAUCCUCAGUCUGAUGCUUACUUUAUGUGAAGUAUGUAAUGACAGCAGACACAUGUGCACUUUGUGUAAAACUAAAUAAAUACUUUUUUUAAAUUA